AGCUCAAAGAACUCCACGCCAGAGCUGCUACCACGUGUUUGAAAGUGAAACUUUAACAGUUAACUUUGACUGUUAAUAUGUUUGUGACUUUGUGACGUUUGUGAAACUUUGUGUCUAAUGUCACGUGAGUGGUGCGUGGGAGUAAGUGAUUAAACAUUCUUUUUCCACUUUCAUGUAACCACUUUCCAGUGAUUCCUCGCAUAAAUAGCGAUUCCAUUUCCACCAGUCUAUGUAGAUCUAGCUAGGUAGUCAUAGAGAGCUAGAGUAGGAGGAAAGCCACUAGUAAGUUUUGCAAGGGUGUACGCAUUCUCCAACAAUGGCUAAGAGUACAAGCCGAGGUACAAGCAGGACAAGCCCUAAUCCUUCCUCUGCUCCUUUUAUAAACGUUUGCAAUAAAGAACUAAGUAUUGAGGACUUUUAUGAUAUUUAUGAGAAAAUCGAACAGCUUUCAGCUUGCUGGAAGGAGAUUGCCAUUUCCUUGCGUCUCCAAAUAAACACAAUUAACAAGAUAGAAGCUGAUUGUCGUGGAAACACCGUCACUUGCCUGCAGAAAGUUUUAGAGCACUGGUUAAGGAAAGAUUAUGAUUAUAAGCGUUAUGGUAUUCCUUGUUGGAGGAGAGUGUGUGUAGCUGUUAAGGAAGGAGGAGGUGAUCCAGCAUUAGCUGAUGAAAUAGCUCGUGAACAUCCUCUACCAGCUAUGCCACCUGCAGGAUCAACUAGUUCAAAAGAAAAAAGUGUCACUCCUGUAACAGAUGAGGUAGCUAUGUCACCAGCAAGCACUGACAGAGCAACAGGCACUAAUGGUCUUUCUUGGAAAAAUUUUGACUUAACAAGCAAACUGCAUGAUCUACGAGAAGAAUUUGAUGAGGCAGUUAGAAUAACAAAGAAUUCCUUUGAAUCAAGUGAUCUACCAAAAAUCAUUGACUACCUCAUUACACACACAAUGUCAUUACUUGGUCCUAACAAGAAACAACAAACAGCAGCUCAAGAAAUUGUUUACUCAGUUAAAAACGAGUUUGAACAUAUUGAAACAAUAUCAGAUUUAUUUGCCAUAUUGCAGCACAAAUACAUGUCAUGGUUCAACUAUAAACUAAUGAUAAAACUUGUUGGAGUAUUUCUACCCAAAAAUCGUUUGUUAAAAAGAACUUGGUCAGCAUAUGAAAAGAAGUUAAAGGAUUAUUUUAUAAACAGUGGUGGACUAUUGAAAGAUGCUGAUGCUGUAGAGUUUGGUAUAAAAGGUGUUCCUCCUGGUACACGAGUAAUGAUUGCUAAAGUUGACAGAAAUGACUACACACUGGAUGACAUAUUUUUCUUUCGUAGAGCAAUACCAAAUGGUUUAGACAUUCCUGAAUAUGAUCUUCACUUCAGAUCUGUUCGACAGCAGAAGAUGGUAUCACUUCUAUCCAGGUUUACUAAUAUCAAUAUUGCUAACAAGAAAGGACAGACACCAUUACACUUAGCAGUUGCCUCUGGUCAUAAGGAUACCACUGAAGCUUUACUAUUCUCAGUCACUGGUAGUUCUACUCAUCAUAAUCUCCUUACAGUUACUGAUAAUGAAGGAUCUAGCUUGCAGUAA
This is a messenger RNA of Amphimedon queenslandica, 1576 nucleotides long. RefSeq lists its product as uncharacterized. Gene Ontology annotation, molecular function: protein binding. The transcript has 5 exons. The record is from RefSeq and is a predicted model, not a curated record. Bases 317 to 1576 code for a protein of 419 amino acids. NCBI's taxonomy places the organism in Eukaryota, Metazoa, Porifera, Demospongiae, Haplosclerida, Niphatidae.